Molecule: messenger RNA, 1666 nt
Organism: Pseudomassariella vexata
Lineage: Eukaryota; Fungi; Ascomycota; Sordariomycetes; Amphisphaeriales; Pseudomassariaceae
Exons: 2
Coding region: 155-1393 (412 amino acids)
Source: RefSeq, a predicted model, not a curated record
UUACCUUCACCAGGCCAAGCACUACAAGCAGAAGUUUCUGUUUGUCUUAUUCACCUUGAAAUUGCCUUUUAACCAAGGCGAUUUCUCGGCUGAACACAUUCAUUAUCCAUUAACUUUUCUCAAGCCAGCAGCAUACAACCAACCCGCCGGCAUCAUGUCUUCGAGCGCUAGCGCAGGACGUAGUGACUCGCGGCCUGGUGCGUCCACGGCGGAGCGCGAGGUGCUUGGGAUGUUGAAGAUCAUCAAGAAAGACCGGCAAGACCGGGAGCGGGCCAUCAUCGCCGUAGUGCGCCCGGAGAGCAUCGCCCAGCUCGAGGAACGAACGGGACCGUCCCGGCUGAAGUUUUGGCGCGGCAAGACACCAGUUCGAGUGACCAGCUCGGACAACUUGCAAGCAACAAUCGACGAGAUGAUGCAUAAAAGAGCACGCCACAGUGCCAGCUCGCACCUCAGCAUUCUCGUCAGUAAAAGGAUAGACAGCAUCCAUUUCGACGUCCCUGCGGACGUGCAAACGCUGAGCAUCUUGCGUGGCUCGUACGAGACGACUCAGAAAACGAAACAGAAACCUGCGGCACACUCAGUGCUGCUCGUCGAGGGUUCAUCCACGUUUGCGUCGGUCCGGCUCGACAGCUGGCAGGGUGAGGAGAACGCAAAGCAGCACUCAAAGCACGAGCUGUACCUUGGCGACGGCAUCUGCAUCGCCGUCGACAUGGCGCCGGGAACGGCGUGGGCCGACUCUGGUCCUCUGGCGCGCAUCUCACAGACGGACAAGACCACCAUUUACGAGAGCAUCAGUCGUAUGUACGACAUGGAUAUUGUCGCAGGACCUGGAGUAGGGCCAUCAGGGCCAGUCGCAGUAGUAGGGGAAGAUAUGCCCUGGUGGGUCAAGUGGAAAGAGCCCCUGGCCGCCAUCCUGGGCAUUGUCAAGGGCGACGGCAAGUCAGCGGCGGGCAUCAAGGCCUCGCAUAAGGGGCUGUACGUGCAGUUCCAGUUCGGUGAGGAGGCCAUGCAAACCGUUGAGAAGGGCAUCGCGGUAGCUACCGCCGUCUCGGGUGUCCUUUCUGCCGCGGGCCCCAUCGUCGGUGCCAUUACCUCGGCCCCGGGCGUGCGACAAGUCGCCAUCAAUGCGCUCUCGGCUGCGGGGCCAGUCGCCUUGCUGAGCAUGGGCGUCGGUGCCGCCAUUUACUUUGUGCCCUGGCAGGGUCUCUUCGGCUGGCUGAAGGGCAUCUUUGCGCGCCUGUGGGAGAAGAUCUGCUCUCUUUGGAAACGACUGAUGGAUUUCGUACGGCGGAAACUCUUUGGGACCGGCGAGGGAAAGCUCACCGAAGGAGAGUCGGCUGAUGCGGUGCCCUUGAAAAUGAACAAGCACCGCCCGCCUCCCAUCCUAUUUUGAGGGAUAACAUAUGCAAGCUAAGUCCGUCUUUACUGCUAUCACUUUUGCACGGUGGUCUUUAGUAUUUCUUACUUUACAGUCGUUGCUACUCAUAGGUUAUAGAAUGGUAUACUCUCUUAGAAGGACUAUAUAGACACUAAGAAAAGAUUGCAGUCUGUCUUCCCAUCAAGGAUAUUUAAAUACAAGACGGAUUCAUCCCACUAGUAGCAGUACCAUCAAAUACACGAAACACGUUUGUGUAUAAAAGUUAAAAAAACACGAUAUAAAUAUAAA